AUAGCAAUGGGAGGAGGAAACAAAGCACCAACAUCUGUACAAGUACAGAGAAAGGCAUUCAUACAUAAUCCAAAGAGUAGAAAGACCGCACACAUCCUAUCACUUCCAAAUGAAGGUCUCUGUUACACAUGUCAUCAAACAAUCGAAUGGAGGAAGAGAUAUCGUAAAUAUAAGCCAUUGACUGUUGCUGCUAAAUGUUGUUCAUGCGGUGAGAAGAAUGUGAAGAGAGCAUAUCAUCAACUAUGUGAUGAGUGCGCUGAGGAGCAACAGGUAUGCGCCAAGUGCGUCAAGCCCAACGAGAUUAUAAACGAGAGAACAGACAAGAAGGUUGAGCAAGCAGAGCAGAAGAAACUGCACGAGGCAUUGAAGCUCAUGACAGAGAGUGAGCGCAGAACAUUCUACAGAGAGCUGGAGAAGAAUGAUCCAGAGUUCCAGAAGGAUGAUGAGGACUAUGAUGAUGAUGAUGAUGAGGUCGAUGACGUUACCGACAGCAUAAAGAAGGAUGAGGAUGAGGACGAAGAAGAAGAGGAAGAGGAAGAAGAAGACGAGGAUGAGGAAGAGGAAGAGGAAGAUAAUGAGGUUGACCAAGAAGAGGAUGACGAGGAUAUUGAACAAGUUGUCCCUCAGUUGAUCAUCAAGAAGAAGAUACAACAACAGCAACAACAGAAGAAGAAUCAGACUCCAAAGAGA
This is a messenger RNA of Acytostelium subglobosum LB1, 690 nucleotides long. RefSeq lists its product as hypothetical. Lineage: Eukaryota; Evosea; Eumycetozoa; Acytosteliales; Acytosteliaceae. The record is from RefSeq and is a predicted model, not a curated record. The transcript has 5 exons. The annotation marks the transcript as partial.